Molecule: messenger RNA, 1608 nt
Organism: Haliotis rufescens (red abalone)
Lineage: Eukaryota; Metazoa; Mollusca; Gastropoda; Lepetellida; Haliotidae
Exons: 4
Coding region: 1-1608 (535 amino acids)
Source: RefSeq, a predicted model, not a curated record
AUGUGGUGGCAGUGUCUGUUGAAGGACCACGGUCAGCCUGAUGUGUGUGACCUGUUCAGUGAUGUGUCUGACCAGUUCAGUGGUGUGUCUGAUCUGUUCAGUGCUGUGUCUGACCUGUUCAGUGAUGUGUCUCACCUGUUCAGUGGUGUGUCUGAUCUGUUCAGUGCUGUGUCUGACCUGUUCAGUGGUGUGCCUGACCUGUUCAGUGAUGUGUGUGACCUGUUCAGUGAUGUGUCUGUCCUGUUCAGUGGUGUGUCUGACCUGUUCAUUGAUGUGUCUGACCUGUUCAGUGAUGUGUCUGUCCUGUUCAGUGAGGUGUCUGAUCUGUUCAGUGAUGUGUCUGACCUGUUCAGUGGUGUGUCUGACCUGUUCAGUGGUGCGCCUGACCUGUUCAGUGAUGUGUCUGACCUGUUCAGUGGUGUGCCUGACCUGUUCAGGGAUGUGUCUGAUCUGUUCAGUGAUGUGUCUGACCUGUUCAGUGGUGUGUCUGACCUGUUCAGUGGUGUGCCUGACCUGUUCAGUGAUGUGUCUGUCUUGUUCAGUGAUGUGUCUGUCCUAUUCAGUGCUGUGUGUGACCUGUUCAGUGAUGUGUGUGACCUGUUCAGUGGUGUGUCUGACCUGUUCAAUGAGGUGUCUCACCUGUUCAGUGAUGUGUGUGACCUGUUCAGUGAUGUGUGUGACCUGUUCAUUUGUGUGUCUGACCUGUUCAGUGGUGUGCCUGACCUGUUCAGGGAUGUUGAUGUGUCUGUCCUGUUCAUUGCUGUGUGUGACCUGUUCAGUGAUGUGUGUGACCUGUUCAGUGGUGUGUCUGACCUGUUCAGUGAUGUGUCUCACCUGUUCAGUGAUGUGUGUGACCUGUUCAUUUGUGUGUCUGACCUGUUCAGUGAGGUGUCUGGCCUGUUCAGUGAGGUGUCUGAUCUGUUCAGUGAGGUGUCUGACCUGUUCAGUGGUGUGUCUGACCUGUUCAGUGAUGUGUCUGUCCUGUUCAGUGGUGCGCCUGACCUGUUCAGUGAGGUGUCUGUCCUGUUCAGUGCUGUGUGUGACCUGUUCAGUGAUGUGUGUGACCUGUUCAGUCGUGUGUCUGACCUGUUCAGUGAGGUGUCUCACCUGUUCAGUGAUGUGUGUGACCUGUUCAGUGAUGUGUGUGACCUGUUCAUUUGUGUGUCUGACCUGUUCAGUGAGGUGUCUGGCCUGUUCAGUGAUGUGUCUGACCUGUUCAGUGAUGUGUCUGACCUGUUCAGUGGUGUGUGUGACCUGUUCAGUGGUGUGUGUGACCUGUUCAGUGGUGUGUCUGACCUGUUCAGUGAUGUGUCUGACCUUUUCAGUGAUGUGUCUGAUCUGUUCAGUGAUGUGUCUGACAUGUUCAGUGAGGUGUCUGACCUGUUAAGUGAUGUUUGUGACCUGUUCAGUGAUGUGUCUGAUCUGUUCAGUGAUGUUGAUGUGUGUGACCUGUUCAAUGGUGUGUCUGACCUGUUCAGUGAUGUGUCUGACCUGUUCAGUGAUGUGUCUGACCUGUUCAGUGGUGUGUCUGACCUGUUCGGUGAUGUGUGUGACCUGUUCAGUGAUGUGUGUGACCUGUUCAGUGAGGUGUGUGACCUGUUCAGUUAG